Molecule: messenger RNA, 616 nt
Organism: Ananas comosus (pineapple)
Lineage: Eukaryota; Viridiplantae; Streptophyta; Magnoliopsida; Poales; Bromeliaceae
Product: transmembrane protein 258
Exons: 4
Coding region: 156-386 (76 amino acids)
Biological process (GO): protein N-linked glycosylation
Cellular component (GO): membrane-bounded organelle
Source: RefSeq, a predicted model, not a curated record
UGCAUAUCAGCGGCCCGAUCGAGCCCGACCCAUCUAUUUCUUCGUCGACCUUUUCUCGUGUAGUUUCCAUUCGCAAACCCUAAUCGCGGAAGCGGAGGAGAGAUCGGAGGAUCGAGCUCUCUCGUCGGCUUCUUCUUCUCCCUCUCCUUACUCAGAUGGCGCCGAAGCCGAUCACGAGCCCAGUCCCCGUCGAGUGGUAUCCGUCUCUGGCCGUUGUGAUGCUCUCCGUCGGUCUCAUGGUCACAGCUUCCUUUUUCAUCUAUGAAGCCACUUCAUCCAGAAAAAGCCGCAGCUUACCGAGGGAGAUCGCCACUGCAGCUGUGGCAUCUGUUUUCCUGGGUUUCGGAUCUCUCUUUGUGCUCCUGGCUACUGGCGUUUACGUUUGAUUUUGGAGCUAAACUGGCCCUUCAAUUCCCGGUGUUUCCCAAUAAGAUAAUUUUUGCGAUAAUUGAUUUUUUUUUUUUAAUAUGCCUAGUUGUUGGGAUAUAUAUAAUAGCUUGCAUUUGGAACCUAUGUUAGAAGAGUGAGAAUUGCUAUCUGGUUAUUAGUUUAAGCUAAAGAUUUUAUAAUAUUGAUAAUUUUGAAUUUGUGCUCGUGUUGUUGAGCCCUUCUUUCU